Trichobilharzia regenti is the source of this 2832-nucleotide messenger RNA. NCBI's taxonomy places the organism in Eukaryota, Metazoa, Platyhelminthes, Trematoda, Strigeidida, Schistosomatidae. The record is from the annotation of a GenBank genome assembly.
AAAAGAUGCCUUAUCCAGAGUCACUAUGCUAUCCCAUAUCAACCCCGAAGCGUCGCUUAUUUUGUGCACAGAUGCCUCCCAAGUAGCUGUAGGGGCAGUAUUACAACAAAAGAUGAAGGGCGAAGUCACCCCACUCGCAUUCUUUUCUAAGAAGUUGGAACCGGCUCAGACACGAUACAGCACUUUUGGGAGAGAAUUGCUGGCCAUAUAUCUUGCAGUGAAGCAUUUCAGUUACUUACUACAGGGCCGGCAUUUCACUAUUUUUACUGACCACAAGCCCCUGUGUCAUGCUUUCACUACUUCACUUGAUAAACACUCCCCUAGAGAAGCCAGACAGUUGGAUUAUAUCUCCCAAUUUUCAACCGACAUUCAGUACAUCAAAGGGGAUGCGAACGUGGUAGCCGAUUCUCUUUCAAGAAGUGACAUUAACCAGCUCCAAACGUCGGUAGACAUCAGUCUUGAUCGUAUGGCUCAAUUACAAAGAGAUGACGUUGAACUCCAAACCUGCCGCAGAAACUCUUCCUUACAGCUCAAAGAUGUGCCUAUCCCCUUAUCAGAUGCAACCAUAGUCUGCGAUGUAUCUACCGGCACUAAUCGUCCAUUUGUCCCUCUCAGUUGCCGAAAAGCAUUGUUCGAACAUUUACAUUCGCUUUCUCACCCUGGAGUACGCGCCACGGUCAGACUGAUCAGCGAACGCUUCGUGUGGCCUAAAAUGAACUCUGACAUUCGGAGAUGGGCACGAGAAUGUAUCCAAUGCCAAUGCUCCAAAGUACACCGCCACACUAUUACAACCCCGAAGACGUUUAAAUUACCCGAAAGGAGAUUUCAGCAUAUCCAUAUAGAUAUCGUGGGACCAUUGCCAACAUCAAGGGGAUAUACACAUAUCCUGACAGCGAUUGAUAGAUUUACUCGUUGGGCUAUUGCAUGCCCCUUAAACGACAUAUCUGCUGAAAACGUUGCUUUAGUUUUUCUCGACCGUUGGGUGUCAAACUACGGUGUACCAACUACUAUUACAUCCGACCGCGGUCCUCAAUUCCAAUCGACACUCUUUCGCGAACUGACGAGACUUCUGGGAGUGAAACAUAUCUCCACAACAGCCUAUCAUCCGGCAGCGAAUGGUCUAGUGGAAAGAUUCCACAGACAACUGAAAAGCUCCCUGAUGGCGCAGAAUGAUACAUCUAAGUGGAGUGAAUACUUACCUUUGAUUUUACUUGGUAUCCGUUCUACUAUCAAAGAAGAUUUAGGAUGUACACCGGCUCAACUUGUCUAUGGCACCAACCUAACCUUGCCUGGACAGCUAGUCCCCUCAGCCGAUUCCACAGACGUGAACAUUGCCGACUUCACUAACCGAUUAACUAGACAAAUGCUUCAACUUCAACCAACAGCACCUCGACAAUCUCCCCGAAGAGAUCAGAUCAACAAACAUCUACAAACUUGCAAAUUCGUCUUCAUUCGAGUCGACGCCAUCAGAAAAGGAUUGCAACCUCCAUACGAAGGACCCUUUCAAGUUAUUAAACGUUCAGACAAACACUUUACAGUGAACAAGAAUGGAAGACGAGAGACUGUUUCAAUUGAUCGAAUCAAACCCGCAUACACCGACAACGACUUCGAAUCUACAUCGGCAGCUGCGCAAUCAAAUAAUCAAACAUCCGAUUCCCCUCCACCGGCACCAAGUCUUAUCCUCCCUCCAUAUCACACACGUAGUGGUCGGCAAAUCAGUAAACCGGCUCGCUACGUUCAUUUUGAGGACUAACAAAAGAAAAAUAAUUAAAAAUUAUUAUUAUCUUUUUCGUUUAGACAUUAUCAUCAUGACCGUUAGUAUUUCGUCGUAAACUUUGAUGUUACUAUCACUAUUAUUUAUUUAUAUGUACCUCACCGAAAAAACAGGUAGUGUCCUUUCCAAAAACUAUUGAUCUUUAAUCCAUAUUUUUUUAAAUGUUUCUUUCCCCUCCUUAAUUACUGUGUAUUUACAUAUUUUUCUUUAUACAUUAAAAAUCUAUGUUCAUGGUUAGUGCAAAUUUAAGUGACAUGACUUUCUAUUUCAAUUUUUAUUGCUGAACUCAUUGUAUAUGCUUUCAGACUUUACAUGAUUCACAUACCUUCUCGCGUUUAUGCAUGUUGUAAUAUAUCCCUAUUUUUAUCCAAAAGUUGCUAUUACUAUUAUUAUUUACUUCAUAGUUUUACUUAUCAUUUUCCGGUUGUCUCUCCGGACCUCUAGGGGGGGAGCCGUGUUGAGUACGUAACAAUGUGAUUGUACACUUUUUGGUUACUUGUAUAAAUUCGAGAUAUUGUACAUAAUUUUUGUUUAAAACGCUUCUUGUUGAAAUAUACAUAACUUCCGUGUACAAUUGAAAAAUACACUCUGCUGUUGGAGACUUCGUCUUCUCCCUGGUCACUUCUGCUUACUUGCUCCACUCACACCGUGUUGUAUACUUCGGAUUUAUUGUAGGAGCCUACUACUCUCAACCGAAGACAUUUCUACAACCGGAACACAGCAGCUACAGCAGACGCAGUCCAAACAAUUAACGUGCCUGUGGAUUAUAUAAUUAAUUUGUAGCCGAGGACUUAGACGUUAUAUACAAGUAAUCCUUUUUGUUGCUAUAACUCGUCACUGUAUUUUUGGUAAUAUAUUGUGAUUUAACACUCCACUGACUUGGAUUAUUACUUUUAUACUUGGAAUGUUAGUGAACUCUAAUAUUAGUCCCCUACAAAUUAAUUGGUGAGCCCGAUAAGAACACGGAUUAUUUUGGCAUAUUCGUAUUCUUAUUUUUGCUAUUUUUAUAUUCAUUGUGAUUUUGUGUGUGGUUUAUAUUUGCAUCCUAAUUUGCACCA